Messenger RNA from Sinocyclocheilus rhinocerous, 629 nucleotides. RefSeq names its product E3 ubiquitin-protein ligase RBBP6-like. The transcript is spliced from 5 exons. NCBI's taxonomy places the organism in Eukaryota, Metazoa, Chordata, Actinopteri, Cypriniformes, Cyprinidae. Gene Ontology annotation, cellular component: nucleus. Gene Ontology annotation, biological process: mRNA processing; ubiquitin-dependent protein catabolic process; protein ubiquitination. Gene Ontology annotation, molecular function: ubiquitin protein ligase activity; zinc ion binding; nucleic acid binding. The record is from RefSeq and is a predicted model, not a curated record. The annotation marks the transcript as partial.
UGACCUUCAUCAGUGAUGCGAUGAAGCUGGUCGGACUGCUUCCACCAAACUACAUCUGUUUCCGCUGUGGGAUUCCUGGACAUCACAUUAAAAACUGCCCGAGCACUUGGGACAAAAGUUUUGCUCCUCGUAAACGCAUGCGGAAAUGCGCAGGGAUUCCUCGUAGUUUCCUGGUGGAGGUGGAUGAUCCUGACAGAAAGGGAGUCAUGAUGGACAGCAGUGGGAAAUACGUCAUUCCCAUUAUGAAUGCUGAGGCCUAUGCGAUUAGGAAGAAAGAGAAGCCGCCCUUCUCACCCCAGAAUGAGCCUUCAUCCUCAUCCUCAUCCGAUCCAGUCCCCGCCGCGCUGCUAUGUCUGAUCUGUAAGGAUCUGCUGACUGAUGCUGUGAUGAUUCCCUGCUGCAGCACCAGCUACUGUGAUGAAUGUAUCAGAACGUGUUUGCUGGAGUCUGACGGACACCUUUGUCCAACCUGCAGACAGUCAGAUGUUUCACCUGACGCUUUGACCGCAAACACUGUUUUGCGUCAUGAGGUGAAUCAUUUUAGGAAUGGAACCAGAUCUUUGCGUCCAAACCACAGCCGUCGAUCCCGGUCACCCAUCCCAGAAUCCUCAUCAAAGAGGCGUCGGGAU